AUGAGUAGCAAGAAUUGCGCGAACUUAAAUGCCGCCAAAGAAAGGGCCGAGUUGGAUAAACUGGAUCAGUGCAUGAUUGAUCUAAGAUCGCAGAUUAGGGAAGCCGAGGAAUGCCUGGAUGAGCUGAAAUGCGAGACGAAGAACUUGAAGGAAAAAAUCUGCGAGGCUAUAGCCAUUAAUAACAGUUGCAAGAAGGACAUUGAGGAUUUGAAGGCAUGCAAUGGCAAGUUACGCAAACAGAAAAAUGAGCUGAAGGACAAAAUUUGCAAGAUUACAACAAUGGUUGACUGUCUUAAGGAAAGGGAGGAAGAGGACGUUUUAGAUUGCGAUAACCUCAGUCUGUCCUCCUAG
Helobdella robusta is the source of this 351-nucleotide messenger RNA. RefSeq lists its product as hypothetical. Lineage: Eukaryota; Metazoa; Annelida; Clitellata; Rhynchobdellida; Glossiphoniidae. The record is from RefSeq and is a predicted model, not a curated record. Bases 1 to 351 code for a protein of 116 amino acids. The transcript is spliced from 4 exons.